AGAAAAUACCAGAAUCUCAGAAUUGAUGAUGGAUGAGAAUGGAGACAGAAUGGAUCAGGAAGACAGAACCGAUCAGGAAUUUGUGUCACAGCCAAACGAGGAAGAUAGAGGGUUAAGUUACAUCCCUCCUUUCGUUGCUCCUUCUCCUGAAAUAACAUCUCCGUGGCCGUUAAGAAAGUAUACAUGUAGCUCUCAAAGCUUGCAGUUAACUAGAAGUAGCAGUUGUAAAGAAAGUUUAAUGACUAGACCAAAUUCGCCAUUGUUUGAGAAGGUAGAAAAUAAUGAGAACACACCACCAAAUGGGUUUGAGAGAGUCUUCACCCGAAGACCUGAAGGUAUCCGUAGUAAGCUUUCUGAAUUAAACCGUGGUGCUGAUGUUGAGAGGUUAUUGAGAAAAGGUUUAGAAUCUUCUAUCGGGAGUGCUGCUGCUAUUGAGCUUGAAGCACAGGACACACUGCCAAAUGGGUUUGAGAGAGAUUUCAAUAAAAGACCUGAAGGUAUCACUAGAAAGCUUUCUGAAUUAAUUUAUGGUGUCGAUGCUGAAAUGUUUUUGAGAGAAGAUUCUCAAUCUUUUGAUGAGAGUGAUGCUGCUAUUGAGCUCAAAGCAGAAUCGCAGGACAAAAUUUCAACUAAUGAGAAUAUUACUAGCAUCAAUUCAAGUGUCACAGAAAUGGAGGAAAAGGCUGAGCUUCAGCACGAGGAGCAAGUUGCUGAUAGCCUGGUGCAUGAGGCUGAACCGAAAGCCAUGGAAUCUAUAAAAAGUGUGAAAGAUGUUGGUUUGGAUCCAAUAGAAGAUUAUUCAAUUUCAAAGAGUCCUUCAAACUGGCCCUUAGAAUUCAAGAGGCUACAAAGAGAAAUUAUUGAACUUUGGCAUGCUUGCUAUGUGUCAUUGGUGCACAGAACCCACUUCUUCCUUCUAUUCAAAGGUGACCUGACAGACUCCAAGGGAUAUUGUUGCUAAUGUGAGGCGUUUGUUGAAUGGUGAGCAACUGGUGCCGAUGGAUCCAUGGUACAAAGGGUUCAGAGGAACCAUUGAGAAGACAGCAACCAAAGAAGCUGGGGUUAGCUGCACUGUGUGUGGAAUUAUGGAGGAAAUCAACGAAUCUACACUUAGGAUUACAGAGCUGCCUAUACGACGAUGGACUGAAGAUUAUAAAGAAUUUCUUGAAUCAAUUAUGACAGGAAAUGAUAAAUUCAAGAAUUUCAUUGAUUUUCCUUUUAAUUUUUGUUCAAUUAUUUAUUGGUUUUCAAUGGAUGGAUGUUUAAAACUUGUCUCAAUUAAUGUUUUGAAUGAAAUGAUUGCAAAGUUUGGGAUUGAGCAGGAAAA
Messenger RNA from Camellia sinensis, 1327 nucleotides. RefSeq names its product kinesin-like protein KIN-7H. Lineage: Eukaryota; Viridiplantae; Streptophyta; Magnoliopsida; Ericales; Theaceae. The record is from RefSeq and is a predicted model, not a curated record.